AUGUCACGGGACAUUACUGCAGGUUCUCAUGUAUGGGUUGGAGACUCAGAAUUAGCUUGGAUUGAUGGUAUUGUAAUUAACGUUUAUGGAGCUGAAGCUGUGAUUCAAACUAGUGAUGGCAGGAUGGUUACUACAAAUUUGUCAAAAAUAUAUCCAAAGGAUGUGGAAGCUCCCGCUGGGGGUGUUGAUGACAUGACUAAACUGUCAUACUUGCACGAGCCUGCCGUCCUCUACAAUCUGGCCACCAGAUAUGAAAUAAAUGAAAUUUAUGCAUACUGCGGGAACAUUCUCAUUGCUAUCAAUCCGUUCCAAGCACUCUCACAUUUGUAUGAUGUUUAUUUGAUGGAGCGCUAUAAAGGAGCUCAACUUGGGGAGCUGAGCCCUCAUGUUUAUGCAAUUGCUGAUGUUGCAUAUAGGGCAAUGAUUAAAGAGGGAAAAAGCAACUCUAUACUGGUCAGCGGUGAAAGUGGGGCAGGUAAGACUGAAACCACCAAAAUGCUUAUGCGUUAUCUUGCAUUUUUGGGUGGCCAUGCUGCUGCUGAAGGACGGACUGUUGAACAACAAGUUCUAGAAUCAAAUCCUGUUCUUGAAGCAUUUGGCAAUGCAAAAACUGUCAAAAAUAACAAUUCGAGUCGUUUUGGAAAAUUUGUUGAGAUUCAAUUUGAUAAGCAUGGACAAAUAUCAGGGGCAGCCAUCAGAACUUAUCUCCUAGAAAAAUCUCGUGUAUGCCAAAUUUCAGAUCCUGAACGGAACUACCACUGUUUUUACCUUCUUUGUGCUGCACCACUGGAGGAGAUUGAGAGAUAUAAGUUGGGGGAUCCUAAGUCGUUUCAUUAUCUUAAUCAAUCUAAUUGCUAUGAACUGGUUGGUAUAAGUGAUGCCCACGAUUAUCUUGCCACCCGGAAAGCUAUGGAUAUUGUUGGGAUAAGUGAGAAAGAACAGGAGGCAAUUUUCAGAGUUGUGGCUGCAAUUCUUCAUCUUGGCAAUAUUGCAUUUGCUAAGGGAGAAGAAGAUUCAUCCAUAUUACAGGAUGACGAAUCCAAAUUCCAUCUUCAAAUGACAGCAGAGCUACUUAUGUGCAAUCCUCAAGCAUUGGAAGUUGCACUAUGUAAGCGCGUAAUGAUAACCCCAGAAGAAAUUAUAGAAAGGAGUCUUGAUCCACUUGGUGCAGCAGUUAGCAGGGAUGGUUUAGCAAAGACAAUAUAUUCCCGCUUGUUUGACUGGUUGGUUAACAAAAUCAAUGUCUCCAUUGGGCAAGAUCCUCAUUCAGAAUGUCUCAUUGGAGUCCUUGACAUUUAUGGUUUCGAAAGCUUUAAAAUUAGCAGUUUUGAGCAGUUUUGUAUAAACUUCACCAACGAAAAGCUGCAACAACAUUUCAACCAGCAUGUAUUCAAGAUGGAGCAAGCUGAGUACCAAAAUGAGGAAAUAGAUUGGAGCUAUGUAGAGUUUGUUGAUAAUCAAGAUGUCUUGGAUCUUAUCGAAAAGAAACCAGGUGGGAUCAUUUCUCUUCUUGAUGAAGCAUGUAUGUUUCCAAAAUCAACCCAUGAAACCUUUGCACAAAAGCUAUAUCAGACAUUCAAGGAUCACAAACGCUUUGUAAAGCCAAAAUUGGCUCGCACAGAGUUUACCAUUGCUCAUUAUGCAGGAGAGGUCCAAUAUCAGUCUGAUCAGUUUUUAGACAAAAACAAAGACUAUGUUGUGCCUGAACAUCAGGAUUUGUUGAGUGCUUCCAAAUGUUCUUUUGUAGCAGGCCUUUUCCCUCCACUUUCUGAGGAGACUGCUAAAUCUGGCAAGUUCUCAUCUAUUGGUUCUCGUUUUAAGUUACAAUUACAGCAACUGAUGGAUAUACUAAACUCUACUGAACCCCACUACAUCAGAUGUAUAAAGCCAAACAAUGAAUUAAAACCUGCACUAUUUGAGAAUGUCAAUGUCUUGCAGCAACUACGUUCUGGUGGUGUUCUAGAGGCAAUCAGAGUCAAGUGUGAGGGAUACCCUACUCAUAGAACCUUUACUGAAUUUCUAAACCGAUUUGCUAUUCUUGCACCAGAAAUUUUGGAAGGGAAUUAUGAAGAAAAGGUUGCAUGCAAAUGGAUUUUGGAAAAGGUGGGGCUUACAAGGUUUCAGAUAGGGAAAACCAAGGUUUUCCUAAGAGCUGGUCAGAUGGCAGAGUUAGAUGCACGGAAGGGGAAAGUACUUGGCGAGUCGGCAAUGGUUGUUCAAAAGCAAAUUAGAUCUCAUUUAAGUCGUAAACGUUAUGUUUGUAUGUGCAAGGCUUCUAUGCAUAUACAAACUGCUUGGAGGGGAAAGCUGGCUCGUGAAUUAUAUAAAGACAUGAAAAAUGAGGCAGCUGCUGUCCAAAUUCAGAAAACUUUUCGCAGACAAGUAGCUAGAAGAAACUACAUUGAUGCCAAAUCCUCAGCAAUUGUCUUGCAGACAGGACUCCGGGCCAUGGUUGCUCGUAAUGAAUUGAGAUAUAAAGCGCAAAACAAGGCUGCAGUUAUUAUUCAGGCAUAUUGGCGACGUCAUAGUGCUCUUUCAUUCUAUAAGAAGAUAAAAAAAGCAUCAGUUCUUUCGCAGAGCAUGUUUAGGAGACGAACUGCCAGGAGAAACCUUAAGGAGCAAAAGAUGGCUGGAAGAGACAAAGAAGAGGAUGGAACUCUAGAACAAGUGGACAAACUGACAUACAAAGAGCCAGAAAAACAAUUGAUCUUCGAAGGACAAGAGAAAGCCGAGUUCCACCAUUCUCCCCUAGCUCUAGCUGUGCCAAACCAAGCAGACAAAACCAAUGCAUUUCCUGUUAGAGAGCAUGAGGUUACAGAAAAAGCAUAUGAAUUUUGUCCUAUCAUUGAAGAAAUAUCAAGACCCAUCCAAAAUGCUUCAAAGAUUGAGAUUCUUACGAAAGAAGUGGAAAAGCUAAAGGCCCUCUUGCUAGCAGAAAAGAAAAGAGCUGAUGAAUCUGAAAAGAAACAUGCUGAAGCCCAAGAAUUAAGUGAGAAAAGACACAAGAAAUUAGAAGAAACUGAAAGAAGAGUUUAUCAGCUUCAAGACUCUUUGAACAGGCUAUUGUUUUGUAUGUCUGACCAAUUUUCACAACUGAAAAAAAUUUUACGUUCUCCAUCAAAUUCGACAUCAACCUCUCAGCCCAUUGUUCGAGACAAUUCCUUUGAUACUUCUGACAACUCUGAUGCUUCAUCAAGUGACUCAGAUUUCACAUUUCCAGCUCCAGUUCUUACUUCAGCUAACAUCUCUUCUCUCCCUCCUAAUGCUCUCCAGCGGACUGUUAAGGAUGUUUCAGCCACUGAAACAGGUUCUGAAGACAGUGAUAAGGAGGGAGCAUUUGAUGACUACUUCUGAUGGAUCUUGUUGUGCUAGUUGCCUGUUAUGUAGAUGACAGAUUAAACAUAGUUUUAGUAGCAUUAUAGUGUAGACAGCAAACUCAAACGGGUUGUUACACACACCACAUACAAAAUUGUAAAUAGCAGUAAGAUUCUUAGGAUUCUUUAGGGUAAUUAAUCAGCUAAUUCUUUGAAAAUGUCAUUUCCUAGGAGAUCUGCUUUGCUUUUGUCUGUUCACUGACAUUCGCUGUGAUUUCACUUGUCUCUAACAAGGGGUCGGAAGUGCCAAGACGAGUAUGUUGAAGAUUAUAGCAUUUUUAGUUCUCUGCAUUGUCUAUAUAUCAUUUUGGUAAUGAAAAACGAAAUGAA
Messenger RNA from Theobroma cacao (cacao), 3704 nucleotides. It is a transcript of the gene XIJ, whose product is annotated as P-loop containing nucleoside triphosphate hydrolases superfamily protein. Lineage: Eukaryota; Viridiplantae; Streptophyta; Magnoliopsida; Malvales; Malvaceae. The record is from RefSeq and is a predicted model, not a curated record. Gene Ontology annotation, cellular component: membrane; myosin complex; cytoplasm. Gene Ontology annotation, biological process: pollen tube growth; actin filament organization. Gene Ontology annotation, molecular function: actin filament binding; microfilament motor activity; ATP binding.